GCGCAUGCCACUACGAGCUAAAUAAGAGAAUAGACCGAGUCCGCACGCACGUUGCCACUCAGAUCAAGAGCUCGUGUUCACAUCCAUUGCCGGUUAGUAUAGCAACCGUGUACGGAGGCAGUUGCCAACCACCUGCGCUUGUUCAAGAUGUUCCCCCAUGAUGAUGUGAUGAAGGCAUCACCGUUGUCUGUUUUGUGUGUAUGUGUGCAAGAGGACCCGUGGACAUACACACAUACGCACAGCGGCUAAUUAAAAGGGAAAGUCCGAACGCUAAAUGGUUCAGUCUUUCAGCCAGGCACGCACAGCAUCAUGUGCUGUGUGCGGACCGCUCAAAACGGCAUCUCUCGUGGUAAACUAUGGAGUACAUGGAAGCAGGUGCUGAAGAAAACACAUGUGAUAUACCAUCGUGAGCCUCAGGUCGACUAGAUCGAACGCGCAGCGACACUAUCACCGACUGAGGAUCUACAUGCCCUGGGCAAAGCUAGCAAAUUAGUACUGGCUGUACUUUUCUGUGUGUGGCAGGAUUGGCAACUGCUUCUUGCAACUUUUUUGAACAAGAUACUGUCCCUUGCUGAUGCGUAGUGAUGCUCAACUUGGACUAGCGGCCGGAAAUGGAUGCGGGAACUGAAAACAGAUGAACACGGAAUGCAGUUGGACUUCUCAUGAUGCUGAUAAUCAUCAACAGCGGAAAUCCUCACAUUGCUUAAGGAUGUGCUGUUAAUGAAAGUCCAUAAGCAGGUGGACUUAGCACAACCGAAGGAGCUCUUCGUUUCAAGUUUGUACUAGAGCCAUGCGUCUGCGUCAGAAGACUCCCCAUAGCAAUAGUAUCUGAAGGGAGACGCCAUAAAUCAUUUUCAAGACAUUAAACCGUGUUUUCGUCGUUCACAACAGAAAAACUAUUGACCUUACACAAUCUGCUCCAUAAGUUGACGCAACGUCGAGCUUGCUAUCGUCAUCAUUAGAUCACUGGAUAAGUACGAAGUAACAUCCCAACUGUGCCGGCCACCGAUUUGCAAUUCCUCAGGCCGCCCGCGAGAGAGGAGAGGCGGGUGAUUAUAACUCUCCCCCGGGAUACAAUCGAGAUUUCAAAACAAGUUGGUUCCGCCAGAACCUAAUAAAAGUGUGCUACUUGUUUGGUCGUGUUGUGUGGUUCCUGCGCUGGAGUCAACCACGUGCACCGCGUGUAUAAUUUCAGUCUCAAGUACUUCUCGCGCCCUUAUGGCGUGUUUGUGUACAGCGUGUGUGAAGUUGAGGUUAAUCACAAGACAUGGAUCAGGACUGAUACAGUUUUUGUCCUGAACCAGAUUUGAUGCACGGCAAAAUGGAACUGGCGCUAGGAGCUCGCUAUUUGGACCCACGCUUCGCCCUGUUUGUGUAUAUGGUGGCUGGAUGGGUGAUAGCAGUUCGUACUCUCGAAUCUGACAUCUAUGGUGGACAAGAAACGGCAGCCGCAGAAGAACUUCAAGUCCGUCUUUCCGGGGGCUUUACCCCAAGCGAAGGACGGGUAAUGAUCUUCGCAGAGGGACUAUGGAGGGCAGUGUGCGACACAGACUGGGGACUGCCCGAUGCUGAAGUGGUCUGUCGUCAGCUGGGCAACGGCUAUGCAACGAUGGCUUGGAGGGGUGCCCAUUUCGGGGAACUCACGGGCCCGGGAGACGAGUUGAGGAUAAUUUUGUCCUGCAAGGGGACGGAAAAAGAGGUGUCUGCAUGCCCACGCCAUCAAAUUUCUUCCCAGUCUUGUGGGAAAUUUAAAACGGCAGGUGUCCGUUGUGGAAACGUAUCAGAAUUGAAAGAAAAUCAAGUUCGUCUUGUUGGAGGAAUGACGCCCAAUGUUGGUCGAGUGGAAGUUUUUCAAAAUGGAACAUGGAGCGUAGUUUGCUUGGGAUCAUGGGACAUGACGAAAGCCAGUGUUGCAUGCCGGGAACUGGGUUAUCCUGGUGUCAUCGCGGACUGGGGUAGAACUGCGAUUCAUUCGGAUCAUGCGGGGAUCCUACAAAAAACAGUCAAUUUUAUGUCGUGUUCUGGGCUUGAAAACAAGAUUUUUGACUGCAAGGUGGGCAUCCCCGGGAAUUCCCAGUGCCAGGAGCCGGCGACUGUUUCCUGUGCAGCUGACGAUCCGAACGGUCUUUUGCCGUACGGAAUUCGCUUGGCCGGGGGUGACCAACCUAACAAAGGUCGGGUGGAGAUUAAUCUCGGAGAUUCCUGGGGGACAAUUUGUGACCAGGGGUGGGACCUGAGAGACGCCACUGUCGUCUGUCGACAACUCGGCUAUCCGUACGCUGCGGCGGCCGCCAAGGGUGCACACUUCGGCCACGGCACGGGACAGGUCAUCCUCAGUCAAGUCAGUUGCUCUGGACACGAGAGGCACUUGCUGGAAUGCCCAAGGAGUGGCAUUGGAGCCACCAGUUGUCUGCAUGAUAGAGACGCCGGCGUGGUGUGUAGCCUUGAUCACACAGCUAAUCCGGCAGGUACUAUGGUGCGACUCUCUGAGGACAGUCAUGGUUUUGUUGAAUUCUUCCAUGAUGGGCAGUGGUGGCGCAUAUGCGGCCACGAAUGGGACCAGAACGAUGCGUCGGUUGUUUGUCGGCAACUUGGCUACCACUCCUCCAAGAACAUCUCUCCUUUGUCUGUCGAAUCAUCUACCCGGUCUGGAGACGGUGGUGAGGAGGACGCCCCUGCGUUGCUAGACAGGAUGCGUUGUCAUGGUAACGAGUCGAGUCUGGCGUUUUGCCAACACGAGGUUUUGGGCCCCAAGGUGUGUCAGACCUCCACUGCUGCGGUGGAUUGCAACGGAAACAUGCCACCGCGCUCCAGCGAACCAGCCAAUUCCAUUCGCCUUUCCGGUGGUGCGUAUCCCAUGGAGGGCCGCGUAGAGAUCUACAUAGACGGUGCCUGGGCGACUGUGUGCGGUGACCGAUGGGACAUGCUGGAUGCUGAGGUAGUCUGCAGGCAGCUUGGUUACAGCCAUGCUACCUCGGCAUUGGUUGGGGCACACUUCGGCCCGGGAUCCGGACCAAUUGUCUUAGACGAAGUAGAAUGCGUCGGUGAUGAGGAAGAAUUGACUGAUUGUCGAGCCGAGAAGAUGUAUCAGCAUGAUUGCCAGCACAGACAGGAUGCUGCCGUCAGGUGUGAUAAUCGUCAGGUGUCACAAGACUACUCUAUCCGAUUGUCCGGGGGAGCUACUCCUAACUCGGGCCGGGUGGAGGUGCUUCUGGGUGGUUUGUGGCAUACAGUUUGCGAUAUGGCCGGUACAUGGGACAUCAGGGAAGCUCGGGUCGUAUGUCAGCAGCUGGGAUUUCCAGGAACGUUAGCCCCGUGGUCAAAAAUCAUCGGCGUGUUGGACAGAGCAUGGCGAAAGAGAAGCCUGGAGUCCGUGGAGUGUCUUGGGAAUGAGUCUAAGAUAGCACAAUGCAGACAUGGUGCAGUAGGAGGGAUGGACUGUGGCGGAUUGGAGCAUGAGGCGCGGGUACUCUGUGAACCACGACCAAUAGGCGAGCUCCCGUAUUCUCUUCGACUCGAAGGCGGAACAACCGAGAGAGAGGGAAAGGUUCGGAUUCUCCAAGACGAAGACUGGCUCCCGAUAUGUGGAGAUAACUGGGAUAUUGCAGACGCACGGGUGGUUUGUAAGCAGCUCGGUUACCACUACGCCAAGAGCGCCACCACCGUCCGUGAGACAUUUGUGACGGGACAACGGCCGCCAACUGACAACAAUCGCGCGGGAUUCAAAAGAAGUUUUCCCCACGUGCGAGGCUUGUCUGGGUUUCGCUGCACGGGACAUGAGGAUCACUUACUUCAGUGUCAUUACAGGGAGGGUCAGAAGGUUGGGUGUGGUCAGGGUGUGGUCGCGCAUGUGGAGUGCAGUGAUAAACCAUCCAUACCAGCAGGUGAGCGAUUACGGUUGAGUGGCAACGCCGAUGAGAACGAGGGCCGUGUGGAGGUCUACUUUGACGGUAUGUGGUGGAAGAUUUGCGGUGAUGACUGGGACAUACGAGACGCAAGUGUCGUCUGCCACCAGCUGGGUUACCCGUCGGCCCUUGCGGUUUACACGCUGGAUGACACGCUCCCUGACGACGCUAUAUGUGAAAAUACCUUGAGGGAGGACAUUUUGGUUGAGAAUGCUAACUGCGACUUGGAGUAUCUGAUGAGUGACUUGCAGUGCACUGGGAACGAGAGCAGCGUGGUGGACUGUCGACAUGCCGGGUUUGGGCGUCAAUACUGCACUCUUGACCAAGACGCGGCUGUCUUAUGCGAUGGAAAGCGGACCAAACUGAUCUUCGAAGCCCGAUUGGGUGCUAGCGACCCUAGACAACCGUACGAGGGGCGAGUUGAGCUCCACCACGGCGGCCACUGGUGGCUGGUAUGCCAGGACGGCUGGGACGAACACGAUGCCACGGUGCUGUGUCAUCAGCUAGGGUUUCCCGGAGCAGACACUUCUGACCUACAGCCGUCAUACAAGGCUAAAGGCAGCACGGAUGGCGUAAGGUUUCUCCUGGAUGAUGUGCAGUGUGACGGAACAGAGGAUGACAUAGCGGAGUGUUUACAUAGCGGGGUGGGCAGAGGGAGGUGCGACAGGCAGGUAGCGGCGGGAGUCAGGUGUGCAACAGAUCCACUCAUGAUCCAAGGUGAAGACAUCCGUUUAAUUGGUGGUGAUAGCGUGCUAGAGGGCCGGGUGGAGGUCUAUCAUGAUCAUCGUUGGUGGACUGUCUGUGAUGACAAAUGGGACAUUCUGGCGGCCGGGGUGGCGUGUCGACAACUCGGUCUGCCCUCGGCUGUGUCGGCUGUUUUCGGCGCCUACUUCGGCAAAGGACGGGCAGAUACUGGCAUACUCUUGGACGAGGUUGACUGCAAGGGUUCGGAGGGCAAUCUUCUGGAGUGUGCUCACCAUGUCUUAGGAGAGCACGACUGUGAUCACACACAGGAUGCUGGAGUCAAAUGUUCCCCUCCAACGGUACACCAUCAGCUGAAGCUUCCUAAACCAGUACGUCUUGUCGGAGGCAGCAACACUACGGAAGGCCGGGUGGAAAUCUACCAUAACUUUCGCUGGUGGACGGUCUACAAGACUGAGAACCAGUCAGACGAUAUGAAUGCCGCCCUCAUCGUCUGCCGCCAGCUGGAUUUCACUUCAGCUCAUGAUGUGGUUCCUGCCAGUCAGUUCCAGGAGGCACCCAAGUAUACACGACCACUGUUAGCAUUGGUACAGUGCAAGGGUUCGGAGAGGAACCUGAGUCUAUGCCAGCAUGAGGAGCUUGGAGCCAGGGUCCAGGACUACGAUCACAGCCAGGAUUUGGCCAUACGAUGUAUUGACAGUGAUGGCACUUCUGGGACACCAUGGAUUGCCCCGACGCGACGAAAACGAUCGGGGCCAACCACACCCGUCCUUGCAGUCAUCAUCGCAACGGUCUUUGUGACGGGAUUCCUGAUUGGUAGUUUGAUCCUGUAUCACGUGUACAAGGCGUGUGAUCGGUUUAUGUCCCGCCAUCCAUCCAUCAUCAGCGGCCGCGCCGUGCAAUCACCACACACAGCCGCCAAUAUAGACCAGCCAGAGGUUGGUAGGGAGGCCAAGGAGUCGGCUCGCAACAAGGACAUGUUCAUCGAGUUGUACCCACUGCCACCGGCCCCUGAAUGCGAGGAUUCUGAUACAGAGGGUGGUGAAGACAAUGAGUACAGUGACUGGAACGCCACGCCCAUCAAAAGGGAACUUAAUUCACCCCCGCCUCCAAAUACUCCAGACAUGACAUAUGACGGCACGCUUGUUUAGCCAAUGUAGACUGAUGUGGUCGUCGUACACAAAUGUGUUAUGAAUCAUUUACUAGACAUUAUCUAUUUCGUUUCGGGAGUAAUAACAUUCAAGUGAGUCGACUUUAAUUUUGUUUGACGAACGAGAAGUUCCUGGGGCUUGCCUACAAUGCACGGUAAAUGGAUAACAAACUUGCGACAAGCUAGACUGAUGACUUCGGAAAUUUGUCAAAGCUCCAGUGCGCGCACUGCUGAUUUUGGUGUUUAAUUGCUUUAAAGAUCAUGAUGAUAGUAUACAUUUGUACUCCCACUGACAAUCAUCACUGCUCUAUUGACAUAUUCGUUACAUUUUAUAUGUUGUUAUACUAGGUGCAGACAGGCAGACAGGCAGAAAUGAGGCUGUUUUUCUUAACUCGAACGACAGGGUUAGAAUUUUAAUAAAUUAAUGCUGAGUUAUUGAAUCUUAUGCACUGUA
Molecule: messenger RNA, 6211 nt
Organism: Patiria miniata (bat star)
Lineage: Eukaryota; Metazoa; Echinodermata; Asteroidea; Valvatida; Asterinidae
Product: deleted in malignant brain tumors 1 protein-like
Exons: 14
Coding region: 1310-5758 (1482 amino acids)
Cellular component (GO): membrane
Source: RefSeq, a predicted model, not a curated record